Messenger RNA from Candidozyma auris, 2004 nucleotides. RefSeq lists its product as uncharacterized. The record is from RefSeq and is a predicted model, not a curated record. Gene Ontology annotation, biological process: Group I intron splicing. Lineage: Eukaryota; Fungi; Ascomycota; Pichiomycetes; Serinales; Metschnikowiaceae. The transcript has a single exon. Gene Ontology annotation, cellular component: ribonucleoprotein complex. Bases 1 to 2004 code for a protein of 667 amino acids.
AUGGGAGGGCUUUCGGGAAAAGCUUACCUAAAAGCUCUUAGUGAGGCGGUUGCAAGAAAGACAAAUACUGCUUCUGCCAAAAGGUUGCCUUACUUGAACCGGUAUGCAACCGAUAUCCUGCCUGAGCGUGCUAAAUCCUACAGUAAAGCAUACCAGCACAAGUUCACCAGAAACGGGUCAAUUACUCCUAUAGAAUGUCUGCCUCGUCUUCUAGAAGAAGCUCUUUUCUUCCACGGCAUUGCGAACAGACCCAAUACGCUAUUUGAGAUGGCUAACCUCAUUCGUGAUACUAUCGCGUACCAGAAUAUCGUCACGGCUGAUAUGUAUCUUUUGAUGCUUCAAGGAAUCAACAAUUCACGCGGUAAAGCGCUCAUACGAAGCGCUGUAGCCUUGUACAUUGAGGCUCACCAGCAUAUCAAGCAAUUCUCCCAAGAAGAUCGCAAUUUGGCUGCUUCCUUACUACUAGAUAUCUACUCCAACUGCAAGGACGUUUCUGAGCUACUUCUACUCAAGAUCGCUUAUGAGAACUACAUGACUAAAAGUGUAUCAGAUAGAACGCUAGAGGCUCGCUAUAUUGGUGCUUUUAUUCAGGGGUAUCUCAAUACGGGCCAGUAUAUUAGAGCGGUGGAUCUUUUUGAGAGAGGCGUGGCUGAUCUCCAUGAUGCUCUUCUACCGAUAGAUCAGACGCUCAAGUGUCUUCCUACAAAGGGUGUCUUGAUAUCUAUGAGCCAGCACGAAGAUGUAAAGCUCCUUACAAAGUGGCUACGAACAGUCCUUCAGAUUGACCGCUCCUUGUUGGAUUACGAGACGUGGUCGGAGUUUUUGAGCCUUGGGCUUUAUUUAAAUCAUUACGAGCUUGUCAAAUUGAUCUAUCUGGAACUCAUAAUGCACGAGGUUGAAGGCGUUUCGCUUGAUGAAAUUAUGUUCUCAAAAGAAGCACAAGACCUAGAGAAGAAAAGCAAAGUUCUCAGCUCGCUCAGCGAAGAGACUUUGGCUCAAAUUCUAUAUACCCUUUCUUCCAAUGGUGACGUCAAUUCCACUUUGCGGUUGAUCGAAUGGCACUUUCUUCACAAGAAACUCAAAGGAGAAAAGGGUCUCACCAAGGAGCUCUGCAUUGCAAUAAUCAAAUCGUACUGUUACCAUGACGAUGGCCAAGACAACCUCAGCCUAAAAAAUGUUCUUGAGGUCAUUGAUAGCUUUAGCAAGCUUGGGCCCGAACUUCAAGUCUCAUUCAGGGAUAUUUCGGAUGCAAUGUCCUACAGAUUCAUGAGAUACGAUGCCGUCGAUCCGAAUGUCGAGAUUGCAAAGCUCCAGGAGCAGACAUGGGCGAAGCAACCGGAUGCCGUAUCAGACGAAAUGGAGGAAAUGCCCCGCAAGAUCCGAAAUCUCAAUUUGCACAACUCUGAGAAGGGGAAUAUCCUCAAAAACUCUGAAAUCUUGGACCUUUUUGUCAGAGAAAUGAUCUCCUUCAUUCAGUCAAAGCAGCUCAGCGAUGAAACUCUUCAAACCUUUCUUAACUGCGUCUUGCAUCAUCUCAUGAAAUAUCAAAAUGCCACAGGUUUGGUUGUUGCGUUGAUGUCAAUGCACCAAUUGAACCCUCGCUUUGCCCUAAAAUGGUUCAAUAAGGACCUGUUUGAUUUGAUUUUGAAAACCAUAGCGAAGUCUCCUGCUAGCAAGCUCCUUGGUUAUGAAAUUUACCUAUUUAUGCAAAGAAAUGGUAUAAGUCUCUCUUCAGAGAACUUUGGAGAUCUCAUUGCCCUGGCACUUCAUGGCGAAGAAGAAAAUGACAUUGUGAAAUUGUACAUGAAUGCCGUGAAGAAGAACCAUUUUGCAUUGCCCGAAGUCACUGAAGUGCUUCUAAGGAGAAAAAAUGCUGUUUUCAAUUCAGUUGAUCCAGCUACGCCUAUUGCAUACUCUGAGAGCGAAAAAGUCGACCGAAAAAGGUACUACGAGAUAGACAAGCGAGACUCUGGGUAUCUUCGAUUGAUUUUAAACAAAAGCUAA